Anoplophora glabripennis (Asian longhorned beetle) is the source of this 1892-nucleotide messenger RNA. RefSeq lists its product as uncharacterized. The record is from RefSeq and is a predicted model, not a curated record. Lineage: Eukaryota; Metazoa; Arthropoda; Insecta; Coleoptera; Cerambycidae. The transcript has 5 exons. Bases 63 to 1892 code for a protein of 609 amino acids.
GCGUCAUCUAACCUUAUAAAUAUUUGUUUGUCUUAAAAUUAAAAUAAGCCAAAUUUAUAAUCAUGGAAUCAUCAAACGAAGCUGACUUAGAUGUGGACAUGGCAGAAGUUAAAAGAGUUCUAGAUGAUGCAAAUAUGUUUGAACCCAAUAUGUCAAAGGAUAAUAUGUUGUCCUAUUAUAAAGUUUUAAUAAAUUCAAAAAGUACUGCAUCGGAAGAAGAUCAUACAAGACGACUCAACGAAAGUCAGGAAGAACUUAUGAGUCUUCUUGAAGAAGAAAAUGUAGAAAAUACUCCAGCGAAAAGUAAAGAAAAGCCAUUUAUACCAAAGGCCUGGACUUCGGAAAAGAAACCUUCAGAAAGUGCCUUGGAACAUAAUAAUAAUGAAAAUAUUUUAGAAGAUAACAUAGAUGAUAUAAUUAAUGAUUCGCCUAAAGAUGCCACUAAAGUGACAUUUGGUUUUAAUGAAAUGGCAAAAGAUUCAGAAUACACCAUAACCUUAAUUACUCAUGAAUUAAAAUUUGUACCAAUACAAAGUACAGCCAAAUUUUUAAACGCUGGAACAGCUUUAAAAGCAAAAAUGUUGUAUGCGUACCACACAAAAAUGAAUAAAAUGAAGACAGAAUUGGCAAGGACAUCUUUUUAUCCAGCUCCCCUGCCCAAGAUUACGAGUACAACAGAGACUUUCCCAAGCUUUUCUGACAGUGAUGUCCCAGCAACUUAUACUUGCCGUUCUGGACGUCAGACGAAAAGGAAAGUUUAUAACUACGAUGAUGACGAUGACAGCUUAGAUGGUAUUACUAACAAAAAAGUGAAGAAUUCAGAUGAACAGGAGUGGUUAAAUAAAUCAACUCCAAUUAAGAGCACUGUGCGAACACAUAAAAAGCAAGAAACUAAUAAAAUUGGUGCAGAAUUUAAGACUGAAUCUGAAGAAAGUGCCUUGGAACAUAAUAAUAAUGAAAAUAUUUUAGAAGAUAACAUAGAUGAUAUAAUUAAUGAUUCGCCUAAAGAUGCCACUAAAGUGACAUUUGGUUUUAAUGAAAUGGCAAAAGAUUCAGAAUACACCAUAACCUUAAUUACUCAUGAAUUAAAAUUUGUACCAAUACAAAGUACAGCCAAAUUUUUAAACGCUGGAACAGCUUUAAAAGCAAAAAUGUUGUAUGCGUACCACACAAAAAUGAAUAAAAUGAAGACAGAAUUGGCAAGGACAUCUUUUUAUCCAGCUCCCCUGCCCAAGAUUACGAGUACAACAGAGACUUUCCCAAGCUUUUCUGACAGUGAUGUCCCAGCAACUUAUACUUGCCGUUCUGGACGUCAGACGAAAAGGAAAGUUUAUAACUACGAUGAUGACGAUGACAGCUUAGAUGGUAUUACUAACAAAAAAGUGAAGAAUUCAGAUGAACAGGAGUGGUUAAAUAAAUCAACUCCAAUUAAGAGCACUGUGCGAACACAUAAAAAGCAAGAAACUAAUAAAAUUGGUGCAGAAUUUAAGACUGAAUCUGAAGAUAUCAAUAAAGAAAAGAAAAAUAUCCCGAAAAAGGAAACUAGAACUACUUUAUCUCGAAAAUUGUCUAAUGCGGAAAUUAUGAAACGUAGUAAUAUAUUUGGUGAUUUGCCAAAGCGUAGAUGUGAGGCGAUGUUUGACAAAUUAAAAGAAGAGGAAGAAAAGAAGGAGAAAGAGGAAAAAACUAUGGAGGCAUUUAAUAAAACCUUGGAAAAAUUAGAUGAAGAAAAUAUUGAGGCCUCAUCGAAUGAAGAAAUUAUUACAGUUGAAGAUGAGGAAUUUGUUAAAAGAAGGGUUGUUCCUCCUUUACCAAGAAAAUUAAUCAACAGAAAAAGACACAAUCCUGAAGCAAUAUACAUGGUGUCCUAUGAGGUAGUGCACAAAAUUUAG